AGAGACUCAAAAUAUCGCAGAGAAGGACAUAUAGAAUGGAUAUGGAGGACGUUAAACUCUUGGUUAUUCCCAACUCGACUGUUUUGACCAGUUUGGAUUCAGUAGCAGAGACUUCUAAUAGUGAUGAGAAAACUUUAGGUGUGCAAGUAUUUACUACUGAAGAAAAAUCAUUGGACAAAACUGUUCGAUGUGAAAUCUGCGGGAAAUCAUUCGGCAAAGUCCGUUAUUUAAAAGAACAUAAGAAAAUACACUCUGGAAAGAAACCUUGCCGCGAUGAAAUAUCUGCUAAAUCACUCUCUCGAACAUCUCUUGCUCUUCGUAAACCUAUUCACACGGGAAAUAAGUCUUACCACUGUGAAAUAUGCGGGAAAUCAUUCGUGAAAAACAGUAAUUUAACACAACAUAAGCGAGUACACACGGGAGAAAAACCGUUUACCUGUGAAAUAUGUGGGGAAGCUUUCUCUCAUAAUUAUCGUCUGGCUAUCCAUAAGCAUAGUCACACAGGGAGUAAACCUUUUCAGUGUGAAAUAUGUGGAAAAUCUUUUGCCCUUAAUAGUUAUUUGAAAAGUCACAAACGAAUUCAUACGGGGGAGAAGCCAUUUCAGUGUGAAAUAUGUGAGAAAUAUUUUGGUCAGAAAUCUAGUCUGGUCACUCACAUACGUAUUCACACUGGGGAAAGACCCUACCAUUGCGACGUUUGUGGCAAAUCGUUCUCUUUCAAUUCCAGUCUUUUACGUCAUAAAGCAAUGCACUCUGGAGAAAGGCCGUUUCAUUGUGAAAUGUGCGGAAAAUCCUUUGUGGAUAACGGUGAUUUAACGAGACACAAAAAGAUCCACAAUGAGGAGAAACCCGAGCAGUGCGAAAUCUGUGGAAAAUCUUUCCCAAUUAAAUCCAGGCUUGUUAACCAUAAACGGACACAUACUGGGGAAAAGCCAUAUCACUGUGAAAUUUGUGGGAAAUUUUUCGUCCAGAUUUCACAUCUUGUCAAUCACGUAAGACUACAUACAGGCGAAAGACCGUAUAAUUGUGAAAUAUGCGAGAAGUCUUUUGUGACUAAAGGGGCUUUGAUAAGGCACAGAAGGGUCCACACGGGGGAGAAGCCCUACAACUGUGAUAUUUGUGGGAAAUCAUUCACUAAUAAUUCUAAUCUUGUUGAUCACCUCAGAAUACAUACUGGGGAAAAGCCCUAUCAUUGUGAUAUAUGUAUGAAGUCCUUCAGGAGUAGUGGUCAUUUUGCCAAACACAAAAAAAUACACGCUGGAACAAAAAUCGCUUCGCAGUGAAUCAUGAUGAUGAUGAUGAUGUUCAUUUAGUGUACUCUUACUCUUUUACUUGUUUCAGUCAUUUGACUGCGGCCAUGCUGGAGC
This is a messenger RNA of Octopus sinensis (East Asian common octopus), 1367 nucleotides long. Its product is annotated as zinc finger protein OZF-like. Gene Ontology annotation, molecular function: DNA-binding transcription factor activity; RNA polymerase II cis-regulatory region sequence-specific DNA binding. The transcript has a single exon. NCBI's taxonomy places the organism in Eukaryota, Metazoa, Mollusca, Cephalopoda, Octopoda, Octopodidae. The record is from RefSeq and is a predicted model, not a curated record. Bases 36 to 1283 code for a protein of 415 amino acids. Gene Ontology annotation, biological process: regulation of transcription by RNA polymerase II.